Messenger RNA from Acanthosepion pharaonis, 486 nucleotides. The record is from the annotation of a GenBank genome assembly. NCBI's taxonomy places the organism in Eukaryota, Metazoa, Mollusca, Cephalopoda, Sepiida, Sepiidae.
AUGGAAACAUUCGCAAGCAACACAGUCGUAGGUUCAAAUUUAACUACGGCAACAACGACCCUCUUCCAUUUAACCGUCAACGCAACGACAACAGCGACAGUCCGGCAAUUACACCCAUCUCUGGACUCUCGACCAGAGGGAGCCUUUUUGCCAACGACAUCAAACCUUACCAGCAGUACGGUCAGUGCGGCUGUCGGGGGCCGAAUGUCAGAUCGACAAAAUGUUAACUGGAGCGACGACAUACGCCUUCCCUUUUACAUUCUAAUUCUUUUUCUCGCCGUCACGGGCAAUGGCCUUGUCAUUGUUACCUUAAUCCAAAAUAAAAAGAUGAGGACAGUUACCAAUGUCUUUCUGCUCAACUUAUCCAUCAGCGACCUGCUUUUGGCCGUAUUUUGUAUGCCCUUCACUUUAAUACCUGCGCUUUUAAAAACUUUCAUAUUCGGAGAGACAGUAUGUGUUCUCAUACGAUAUUUACAAGGUAAGUGA